Messenger RNA from Adineta ricciae, 897 nucleotides. NCBI's taxonomy places the organism in Eukaryota, Metazoa, Rotifera, Eurotatoria, Adinetida, Adinetidae. The record is from the annotation of a GenBank genome assembly.
AUGGGCCAAGAGGAAUCUGUACCAAUAAAGAAAGAGAAUGUUGCACCAGUAUUACAUUCGAACUGCCGAAAGACAAUUGAAAACUUGGCGCUUCAAGGACGAGCAUUGCCAAUCAAUAGAGGUCAAUAUAAGUUUGGUCAUGAACUCGGUUCAGGCGCAUUUGGAACGGUUUAUUCUGCACGACGCGUACAGGAUAACAAAGCUGUGGCGAUAAAAGUAGUGUCACUUGUAACACUGAAUAAUAAAGAAGGAUUGAUGCUUACCAAUUCGAUUUUGACAGAAAUUGAAAUGUCGAAGAGUUUGUCUCAAGUAUCGAAUCAUGUUGUUCGUAUGCAUGAUUUUGAUUUUCAUCGCAAAACUGGUUUGGCUUUUCUCAUCAUGGAACUGGGAGAAAGAGAUUUAGAAAAACUUCUCAAAGAACGACUUCGUCUGACGUCGACGGAAAGAAAAGAAGUGUGGCGGCAAUGUGUUGAUAUUGCAAUGACUCUUCAUGAUAAUAAAAUCGUGCAUCUAGAUAUAAAACCACAAAAUCUUGUCAUUUUUCCAGGUAAUAAAAUCAAAUUAGUUGAUCUGGGUAUUGCUCAAAGAGCCUACAAACAUCGUGUCGGCAGUAAUGGUACUUGGCUUUAUUCAGCGCCUGAAGUCACCAAUGCUGCUCGUGGUCAAAUGAUGUUGAAUACAUCCAAAGCCGAUGUUUGGUCAUGGGGUGCUGUACUCUAUCGUAUGACUUAUUCUGAACCACCUAAAUAUACUCGACCAUGUUUUCAACCGCCAAAACAUUUAGCCAUAUCGAAAGAUAAUAAUCUAACUGAUGUCUUACGACAUACACUCGUUAGCGAUCCAGUAGAAAGAGCCGAUCCACCAUGGCUUGCUCAGCAUCCAUAUACAACGUCAUAA